Drosophila serrata is the source of this 1445-nucleotide messenger RNA. RefSeq names its product MTOR associated protein, LST8 (gene Lst8). Gene Ontology annotation, cellular component: TORC2 complex; TORC1 complex. Gene Ontology annotation, molecular function: protein binding. The record is from RefSeq and is a predicted model, not a curated record. Gene Ontology annotation, biological process: regulation of actin cytoskeleton organization; TOR signaling. Lineage: Eukaryota; Metazoa; Arthropoda; Insecta; Diptera; Drosophilidae.
GAAACCCAAUGAAAACAUAGGAAGAAAUUGCGGCGAUUUGAUGGAAAAUGGGGGACCAACAGCAGCAACAACUGAUUCUGGCCACCGGUGGAUAUGAUCACACAAUCAAGGUGUGGCAGGCGCACACCGGCAACUGCAUUAAAACAAUGCGCUUCGUGGAAACCUCUCAAGUGAACGCCUUGGACAGGACACCGGAUAAGACCCGGCUAGCGGCUUGUGGCUACCAGUGCAUACGUUUAUAUGACCUGGAAUCCAAUUGCACGGCUCCGGUCAUCAACUUUGAUGGCGUGCAGAAGAAUGUGACGCGCCUGGGCUUCCAGGAGGACGGCAACUGGAUGUUCACCGCCGGCGAGGAUCAUCACGUUCGGAUCUGGGACAUGAUCUCGGCACCACCGCACUGCUCCCGAGUGUUCGAUUGCGAGGCGCCGGUAAAUGCCGCUUGUUUGCAUCCAAAUCAAGUGGAAAUUGGAAUGGGCUCGCAAAAUGGCAGCGUUUUUCUGUGGGACGUCAAGUCCGAGAAGCAUGAACGGAUUGUGCCCGAGGUGGAUGCCUCCAUCCAAGAUGUGGCCAUCUCACCAGACGGUCGCUUCCUGGCCGCUGGCAACAACAAGGGCAAUUUUUACAUCUGGUCACUGACCAGCAGUCCCGACCAGAAGAUGAGCACCCUCAGGCCGAUGAAGAAGAAAAAGGCGCACAAGCGCUACAUCCUGCGCUGCAAAUUCAGUCCCGACUCGCGACUAUUACUCACCACCUCUGGUGAUGGCACUGUUUGCAUUUGGAUGACGGAUGACUUUAGCAAGUGGGGGGAAUUGUGCAUCGAAAACUAUUGGGUGUGGGAUGCGGCCUUUAGUGCCGAUUCCAAAUGGCUCUUUACCGCCUCCUCGGACGGUGUGGCACGCCUCUGGAACUUGGAAGCAAAGAGCCCAAUAAGGGACUAUACUGGCCACACAAAGGCCAUCACUGCCCUGUCCUUCAAGGAUGAGAUUGUUGGUAAAUAAUAGCUUGUAGUUGUUAGUUUGCAGUAGCAGUAGCAUAUAUUGGCUAUAGAUUUUGUAAGCUUUGUGACCGUGUCACAUCCGGGAGCGAGUCCUAAUCCCGAUUCUGUCCGUCAAUGGAUGGAUACAAAGGCAUAAUUUGGCCAUUUUUGGGGGCAGUUUUGUUGCAUUUAGCGAUGGUGAUGACCAUGUGGACUCCAUAGCAAUCCAGAACUGAAGCGCAUCAGCUCAACAUACGUCGCGAUCAGUUAGUAAACGUGUAACUACUACCUCUGGAAAUUAGCGCUUGGCUUUUGUAGCGACUUUUUAAUAAUUUAUAUAUAUAUAAACCUUUGAUACAUAAUUAUUACAUUAUUUUAUUAUAUAUUAAGACUAAAUCAUGUGUGCAAAAGUUUACAGUUUGAAUAAUACACCGGCAUUCAAACGAAAAUAAAACCAAGGAAUCUUUAA